This is a messenger RNA of Astyanax mexicanus (Mexican tetra), 7339 nucleotides long. RefSeq names its product pre-B-cell leukemia homeobox 1b (gene pbx1b). The transcript has 9 exons. NCBI's taxonomy places the organism in Eukaryota, Metazoa, Chordata, Actinopteri, Characiformes, Acestrorhamphidae. The record is from RefSeq and is a predicted model, not a curated record. Gene Ontology annotation, biological process: neuron development; eye development; regulation of transcription by RNA polymerase II. Bases 403 to 1695 code for a protein of 430 amino acids. Gene Ontology annotation, cellular component: nucleus. Gene Ontology annotation, molecular function: DNA-binding transcription factor activity, RNA polymerase II-specific; RNA polymerase II cis-regulatory region sequence-specific DNA binding.
AACAAAAGCUGGAGGAUGGAGCGGGAGGGGAAGAGCGGGCGCUGCUGAAGGGACGCCAGAGCCACAACACACCGCCUUACAGCGCACUUCAGCGGGUGACGCUCAGCCAGAGAGUGCGGGGAGGCAGAAGCAGGCUGUUCCAGAGCGGAGGAGCGCGGCGGCGCUGAGUACAGCGGGUCACAGCACAGCAUUCAGCUCGGGUUUCAGAGCGGAGCUUCAGCUGGAGCGCUUAUUAGACCGAAUUUAUUAUAUAUAAUAUAUAUAUAUUCUGAUAUCAGAAGAUUUAAACAGUGACACCGGUCCAGAACUAGCCGAACAUUUCCCGCUCUUUUCCAAGUUUUAGUUCUUGUCUUUUGCUUCUUGUGAAAGAAGCGAAUUCGACUCGAAUCGACCGAGAGGAGGAUGGACGAGCAGCCGCGCUUGAUGCACUCUCACGCGGGCGUGGGGAUGGCGGGGCACCCCGGCCUGCCCCAGCACAUGCAGGAGGGAACCGGGGGAACCGACGGAGACGGGAGAAAACAGGACAUUGGAGACAUUUUACAGCAAAUUAUGACCAUUACAGACCAAAGUCUGGACGAAGCACAGGCCAGGAAGCACGCGCUGAACUGCCACCGGAUGAAGCCGGCGCUUUUUAACGUUUUGUGUGAAAUAAAGGAAAAAACAGUGCUGAGUAUUCGUGGAGCUCAGGAGGAGGAGCCUCCAGAUGCGCAGCUGAUGCGAUUGGACAACAUGCUGCUGGCGGAGGGAGUCUCCGGACCGGAGAAAGGCGGUGGGUCGGCGGCGGCGGCGGCAGCAGCUGCAGCGUCGGGCGGAGCCGGGGCCGAUAACUCCGCUGAGCACUCCGACUACAGAGCUAAACUCUCUCAGAUCCGCCAGAUCUACCACACGGAGCUGGAGAAAUACGAGCAGGCCUGUAACGAGUUCACUACUCACGUGAUGAACCUGUUACGAGAGCAGUCGCGCACGCGGCCCAUUUCGCCCAAAGAGAUCGAGCGCAUGGUCAGCAUCAUCCACCGCAAGUUCAGCUCCAUCCAGAUGCAGCUGAAACAGAGCACCUGCGAGGCCGUCAUGAUCCUCCGCUCGCGCUUCCUCGACGCCAGGAGGAAAAGACGGAACUUCAACAAGCAAGCCACAGAGAUCCUGAACGAGUAUUUUUAUUCCCACCUCAGUAACCCGUACCCCAGUGAGGAAGCCAAGGAGGAGCUGGCCAAGAAAUGCUCCAUCACUGUCUCCCAGCAGGUGUCCAACUGGUUCGGAAACAAACGGAUCCGAUAUAAGAAGAACAUCGGAAAGUUCCAGGAAGAAGCCAACAUGUACGCUGCCAGAACCGCCGUCACCGCCGCCAACGUCUCGGCCCACGGCAGCCAGGCCAACUCUCCCUCCACACCCAAUUCAGCAGGUUCUGCUGGCUCUUUUAACAUGUCCAAUUCUGGAGAUUUGUUUAUGAGUGUGCAGUCUAUGAACGGGGAUUCGUACCAGGGGGCUCAGGUGGGAGCCAACGUUCAGUCACAGGUGGAUACCCUUCGCCAUGUUAUCAGCCAGACAGGAGGAUACAGUGAUGGCCUCACAGCCAGCCAGAUGUACAGUCCGCAGGGCAUCAAUGCCAACGGUGGCUGGCAGGAUGCUACUACCCCUUCCUCAGUGACCUCACCCACAGAAGGACCCGGGAGCGUCCACUCUGACACCUCCAACUGAUCCCUCCAUCAUCACACUCGUUCUCUCACUACUACUGCACAAGAUGGACUCUUCUUCUUCUUUUCUCCUGCUUUUCUCCUACUCAUCCGUCUCUCCAUUCAGAAACGGUGCACUCACUAACCAGGGUCUCCCACACACACACACACAUAUAUAGACAGGCAGUGUAUACAGUGGAAUUUCUACAUGAAUAAAAUAUGACAUCAGAGUGACAUCAGAGCGAUUGUGAUGAUGUAAUAUAUUUUAAUCAUGUAAAAAAAAUGAUGCAACCAUCUGAAUAAAGCAAGCAAAAUUCAGAGCAUCACUUAUACUUAGACUUAUAGACAGCCAAUGUUCAGAUUCACACACACACACACACACUUUUGGAUCUACUUUGUCUACUUUGUUUUCUGUCAUAUACUACAUCCUGGGUGUAAAUGACCGUAAAAAAACACCAAUAUCAGAACAUUAACAUUAGUCCACAUCCUGGAUUAAUAUGUAUGUACAGUAUGUACACUACCUCUUAAAACCUCUUAACAAAACAACGUACGACAAAACAAGAACAGAACAAGAAUAAACCUGUAAAAAUAUAUAAAACAUACUGCCAUGUUGCACCAUUUCCCAUAGAUGAGAUGACCCUUUCACGUCUCCAUCAUGGCGAUAAACCACGACCCUUUAGUCUCCGAGACGUUUCUGUUUCCGUGUCCAUAGUGCCAAAGUAUUUUUCUACAUUUGAACAGCCUUUUGAUUUACAUGUUGAUUUUACAUGACUUACACGUUUUUCAUACUCUUCGUGUUGUAAUAUAGAUACAUACUGUAUUAUAAAGACAUAUUUUAUAUCUCCCUCUCUUAGUCAUGCAUUGGGGUACUUGAAAAAUGGUUUAAAUGAGUUUUAAAUGAUUAGGCUUUGCUUGAAUCCUCGAAAAACAAAAAAAAAUUCAAUUCUCCUUUAUUGUGAUUCUUUGCAGCAAACCUGUGUUGUUCUUUCCCUUUAUAAGUUUCAUGAGUUUCACGAGUUCCACCAGUGGCACUGCAGUGUAGGUCAAAAUAUCAAGAAUCAAAAAGAUUAAUAUUUCAUUACAUACAGUUCAAAUAGAUAAGACGACUCAUCCACACUCAUCCAACUGAUACCGACAGCAUCAUCCUCAUCCAUCAAUCUCACUGAGUAGCCAAAAUCUGCUUCUAACCAAAAUCACUUAUAUAUAAAUAUAUAUAUAUAUAUAUAAUAAGUGCAAACAUCUAAUCUAAAACAUGCAUUCUGAAAUGAAAUUCCUCCUCAGUUCGUCCUCAGCUGUCCAAUAAAUAAAUGUGAGCGUGUGCACACCCUGCACAUAUUUCCAAAGUUAUGAUUGGUGCUAUGACGCUUUACACACUAAAAAAGAAAUCAGGGGAAAGGCUUUUACACAUCAAACGCCUCGAAUGAGAGUUAACGAGGCAAAAAAGUGAAAUAUAUUCGCACCAGCUAUUCACACCCAGCUCAACGUGAUCUUUCUGGAUUUUUACCAAAAAAAAAGUUGUUUGAGCGAUAAAUCAGGCAGAAUGUGUUUUAAAAAAGAAAUGAACUGUAAAAAAAAAUAUUUCACGUUGCUGUGAAUCUGUGUGCAGAAAUAAUCCUAAUCUCUACAAUGAAACUAAUUGAAACUAAUUAAUCUCCAUUCUCCCUUUAACACAAAUCUGCAUGGUGUGUUUAUUUAAGUCUGUUUACAUCUGGCAUUAACAUGCAUUUUUAGUGAUUAGCUCCUGUUUGGAUCGCACAUGAUAUACCCUGCACAAGGCAUGUUGUAAUGCUCUUUGCUAUCUUACACCUCGUCAACAGUCUAUUCAAUAAAUGGCGUCUGAUUUUAGGAAUAAAUCUACAGGCGUGGUGGUCUGGAAGUGAGGUGUGUUCAGGUAAAUUUCGGGCGUGAAACACAGGUGCGCCAUUGACUGAUUAAAACCCUGGCAACAGUCAACAUGCUUAGAUAUUGGACACGCUACAGAGCUCAAACCUGACUUUUAACUCAACAAUAACAGGCUUAAUAGAGAGCUGUCUAACUAAUAACUGAUUGAUUAAAAUGACUUAAGAUCAGAUCAUGUAAAACAAGUUUACAGAUUUAGCUUUAGUAUAGUUUCUACACACAGAUUUGAUGCAUAUUACUCAAUUUCUUAUUAAAGGUUGUGUUUGACAGAAGUCACAGCUGGCUGUUACCAUGCCAACAGCAGAAAGUGACAGAGCUGUGAUUGGUGGAGAGAGUUUAUGUCAGGGACAAAAAUUAGACGCAAAAUUAGUGCAAUGGUCGAAUAAUGUUUUUGCGUUUCUGCCUUCUGACAAAUCCCUCAAAAAUGUGAAAGAAUUAACUAAAAUAUUACAGUACAGUAAUAAUAUAUGUAUUUUAAAUACAUUUCUUUUUCAUGGAAAACAGUUGCGUUCGGUGUGUAAGAGCCUCGACUCUGGAUCAUGUCUUGAGAGCUGUGAAACAGGAGGCAGGCAGUGCUGGACGGUUCAUGAGAGCUUCAAAUAAUUGAAAAUUAAUUCAUGGUGUUUUAAAUGUUCACAGUAUGAAUUUAAGACAUUGAAUUUUCACUCCUCGCACAUUCAUGCACAGAUUUCUUUUUUUUUCUUUUCUUUUUUUCAACUUUUUUUGUUUUUGUCAAUCAAAUGAAGUAAAGCAACUUACUAUGUUGUUUUUUUUAAAUAUUUUUUUUUUAUUUUUAUUAAUGACAUACAACUAUUAAGCAUUAAAAUCAGCCCUUUCAUUACUUUGAUACCAAAAACAGCAGACACCUCCGUUCCGUCCCGUCCUGUUCUGUUCUGUUUUAUUCCGUUUCUCUUCAUGUCCACGCUGUAAAUGAUGUAAUAUCUUGUGUAUCUGGGCUCGUUCCUCAGAGAUCGCCGGAUACGUCGUACUCAAAACCAAAAAUGCAGUCAGAAUUCAGUAUUCAGUGUUCGUUGAAAGAAAAGAAAAGUAAAGAAAAGAAAAGAAGGCACACACAAAUGCAGAAGAAAAAAACAUUGGAUAUAUUUUUACGUCUUCAUGUUGUGAAUAACCUGAAUCUGCGUUUCUCUCUCCAUCUUCUGCUUGGUUACGGAACAAGUUCAGUUUUAUUUUAUUUUAUUUUAUUUUAUAUAUUUUUUUAUUUCCUCGCUAUCAUAAUGUGAAUUAAUAGCCCAAGAAUGCGCUAUAUACGAUACGUAGAUGUGCACUUUUUUUUUUCUUCUUGUUUCGCUGCUUUUUGAAAGGCAGACUCCAUCUUGAAGUAAUGAUAGUCAUGAUAACGGCUUGUGCGUCUCAUCCUCGCCACAUUCAGCCGUUUUCAGAGGUGUUAAAACACAGACUUAUGAAGAAAAGAAAAGUGAUGAAGCCAGAUGUUGGCAGCUGGAGCAGCACGUGUGGACGAUGCCGACAGGAAUUUCCUUUAAUAAAGUCCCUAAAUGACCUUAUUCCCGCUAAUCCAGUGCACUGAUCGCGCCUAGUGAACUGGUGUAUUCACUUUAUAGGGUUUUACACUGUAAACGCCCACCACACAGGAAGUGCUGGUGUUUGAUCACGGUCCAGAUUCUUCUGUCCUAAAUUAGAGGAAACCCAGCUGUGAUCCUCAGAUUAUGAUUUAGUGCUCUAACAUUGCUGCUGUCUGAUUAAAACAUUUUAUCUGUAAAAAUAAAAAUAAAAACUUGAUUAUUUUUUACAAGUUAAUGUAAAAUAUUUUAUUCUUCUGACUCUGAUUCAAUUGGUCCAUUUGUGAAAGUUUCACAUGUACUCAGUAAUCUGAUCAUAAUCCAAAUUCCUCAAGUAUCGAAGAAUUGUAUUUAAAGUUGUCACAUAAAAGUCAUAAAAGUCAUUUUUCCUAAAUUAGUUUAAAACCAAGAAAUCUGAUUUCUUAAUAUAAAAAACAAAGGCUUAAAAAACGCUUUUGUCAGGUUUUUGGUUAUUCAAGUUGUCAACUAAAAGCCAUUUUUUCAUUAGAUCAGAUUAAGGCCUAGAAAUCGGAUUUCUUAAUAAUAGAAAGCUAAAAAAACAAACAAAAAAAACUACAUUGUAACUCUUUAAUCAGAUUCAGUUUUUUACACCAAUUAAGUGUGUUUAAAUGUGCUCAAUAAUCUGAUUGUAAUCGAUUUCUUCAGAUAUCUGAUUAUAUUAUAGGUAAAUUAUCAUGUAAAUGCCAUUUUUUAUUAGAUUAAGACCUAAAAAAAAUCUGAUUUCUUACUAAUAGAUACAUAAAAGAGCUAAUAGCUACAAUCUAAAAGUGUAAUCUAAAUCUGUAAUCAGAUUCAGUUGGCCUAUUUGUGCAGGUUAGUAAAUUAGAUAUUUUUAUUAGAUCAGAUUAAGAAGCCUAGAAAUCUGAUUUCUUUAUCAUUUUAGCUGAAUAAUCAAAUUUCUUACCACUAUAAUGUGUAAUUACAGAAAUGUGUAAUCAGAUUUCUUACUAUGCUGAUUACUUUCAGAGUUGCAUUUACUGUAAACUAUAAUAACUCAUAAUAUAUUCAGAUGUGUCUGUUUACAAAAAAACAGUCCUUGACCAUGUUUACAAAAAGAUGUGUUAGAAAAUUAGAUUAGAUUAUGGUGGGAUUAUUGGGAAUAAUUAGGUGGUUUCACAGUAGAAAUCAAAUUAUUGACUGACUAAGGAGUUUUCCCUCAAUCUGAUUAAUCAAGUGCAUGUGAACACCUUUACUGGAUCUGGUUUUCAAAAAAAAAAUCUAAAUUUUAUCUGCAGUUAUCAGAUUAUUGAGUGCCUGUAAAAAAUCUCUCGAUGUAAAAAUCAGGGGAUAUGUUUUAAUCUGGCAGCAUCAAUAUUCUAAUAAACUCAUUUCUGUUCUAAUACUGUUGUUUAAUUGAACUGAUUCAGGCUCAGUUAAGCAUAAAAAUCUAUAAAUCAGGACUUUAAAGUAGAUCAUUUUUACUCAUUAUUCCAAUAUUGGCCUUUGAAACAGUGAUAUCACAAAAAAAUGUUUUCAAUAUAAAGAUGAGUAUUCUGAUCAGAAACACUUCCAGUUGAGUUUGAUCUUUGAUCUAAAUGACUAAAAUCUGAAAAAAUCAUAUCUGAUCACUGAUUUACUGAUUCACUGAUCUGAGUGUAUUUUAAUACACUGUAAGACACGUGAAACGAGCAAUAUAAUUGCAAUAUAGUGCAGCCGUUCACUCUGGCUCCAGCGGUCCGGACCCUCACUCAGACCCCCUGACCUAAAGUGACCCCGCCGUGACCCCGCCAGCUUCAGUAGAGGGAGGAAUCUGCUCUGUUCAUCUGUUUCUUUUAUUAUUAUUUUUAUUAUUAUUAUUAUUAUUUUUGUUUGCUGAAUCAGACCCUCUCUCAUCGCCUGUCCAGUUUCACCGUAUUGUUGUUGAAAGCUUCAUGUAAUGAUGCUUUUAGGUUUUGCAUAUAAAGCAAUUUGUAAAACAUCAAAUGUUUACUUUGUUGCAUGUCUUUCGUUCUUUAAAAAAAUCCUGCAGUGUUUCUGAAUGUUUCUUCUUUUUUAUAUAUAAAAAGUGCAGAGACUUUCUCUCGCCGAGUUUUAACUUUUAAGAUCUCUGCAUAUGUACAAAAGGAAUACAAUGGAAAAGCAGAUUAUUGUCUUUUUGAUUCCAACUUGUUUUGUGGAGAAAAAAAAAAAAUAACAAGGUGUAGGUUUUCUGGUCUCUUAAUUUGUACUGGUAAUGCAUAUUCCGAAUAAAUAGUUUCUUUUGUUGCAAGA